CUACAGUCAGACCAGAAGAGAGGAUUAUGAGAAGAUAACUGGAGAUCAUACCAUGCCACUCAAAUUUUGCAAGACUUGAUGGCUGGAAGAUCUUCCUGUUGCAGAGAGAGUGAUCAACAUCUGGGAGAAUGUAUGUAUGUAUGUUAAGGCAGUUGAAGAGAAGAAAAUCUCUCACCCAAAGAACAAGUCGUUUGAAACUGUUCAGAAGUGUACCAAGAUGGCUGAUUUUCCAGCAAGACUGAGCUUUUUCAUAUCGGUGGCAAAGUUGGUCAAUCCCUUUCUAACAGACUACCAAACUGAUGCGCCAAUGUUGCCCUUCUUAGCCGAAGAAGUAACCAGAAUGCUUGCUUCCCUUAUGCAGCGAUUCUUAAAACUUGACAGGAGUACCCUUACUUCUCCUUACAAGAUAAUGCAGGUAGAUAUUAGCAGUGAGGCCAUUCAGCUGCCUUUGACCAAGGUCUAUAUUGGAUUCUACACUGAGAAAAAGCUAAAGGAUCUUAAAGCAAAAAACAUCAUCAGUGAGCGAAGGAUUCUGGAAUUUCGCGUCCAAGCAAAACAGUUUCUUGCUGCAAUGACCCGCAAGCUCAUUGACAGAUGUCCGCUUAAGUAUGCACUUGUGAGAAAUAUGGAAUGCUUAAAUCCAAAGAGCAUGGCAAAAGACAAAGAAAACUCUACUGCAAAGCUGAAAAGGAUGCUUAGUUCCCUUAGUGAUGCAAACAGACUUGAGGAUUCAUGUGAUGACAUCCUAAGAGAAUACUCAGAAGCAUGUGAUGAGACAUCAAGAAGUGCAGAGAUGAGAGAAUUUGAUCCGAAGAAAGACAGACUGGACUGAUGUGCACAUUUCUGUCUGAGUCUCACUAUUCAUCUUUAUUAAAGGUGGUCCGCAUGUUGCUUGUCUUGUCCCAUGGACAAGCCUCUAUUGAAAGAGGAUUCUCCGUCAACAACAAAGUUGAAGAGGACAAUCUUCUAGGGCACUCGCUAAUAUCUUUGAGCGCUAUAUAUGAUCAUAUGAAAUACGUAGGAGGAAUUCAGAACAUUAUUAUCGACAACUCGUUCAUGUUAGCCGCUUCAGCAGGUAGACAAAAAUACCAUAUGUAUCUUGAUGAGCAGAAACGUGAAAAGGAAAAGAAGGAAAGAAAAAGAAAAGGACUGCUUGAUGAAAUAGAUGAA
Messenger RNA from Limulus polyphemus (Atlantic horseshoe crab), 1170 nucleotides. RefSeq lists its product as uncharacterized. The transcript is spliced from 2 exons. The record is from RefSeq and is a predicted model, not a curated record. Lineage: Eukaryota; Metazoa; Arthropoda; Merostomata; Xiphosura; Limulidae. The coding region runs from base 137 to 832 and encodes 231 amino acids.